Molecule: messenger RNA, 3141 nt
Organism: Dictyostelium purpureum
Lineage: Eukaryota; Evosea; Eumycetozoa; Dictyosteliales; Dictyosteliaceae
Exons: 7
Coding region: 66-3071 (1001 amino acids)
Source: RefSeq, a predicted model, not a curated record
AAUGCUAUUAUAAUAAAUAAUUUUAGUAUUCAAAAAUUUAUAUUAUUUUAAUAAAAGAAAUAAUAAUGGAAAAAUAUCAAAAAAUAAUUCAAGAUUAUUUAAUAGAGGAAUUGCAUAUUGAUAUAAAUAAUAAUAACAAUAAUAAUAUAAAUAAUAUUAAUACUAAAAAUCAGAUAUCACAAGAAUUUACCGAACCACAGUCACCUCAAACACAGCAGGAACAUAAUGAAGCAGAAAAUACUUACACAUUCGAACAAAAAGAUAAUUUGAUAAAUUUAAAAUUAAAUAAUAUUAAUAAUAGUCCAUAUUCAAUCGAAAAUGAAGAAUAUAAACAUAAAAUAUUAGUAGAAGAUUUAGUAAUAACAUUUGAAAUGACAAAUGAAGAAAAGGAAUAUUUUAAACAAGUAAAAUCAAGAUAUUUAGAGGCAAAACAAAUAUUUUUAAAUGAAAAAUUAAAUUUAGAAGAGAAAACAAAUCAAAUUAAAACAAUUUUAAAUCCAUUUGAAUUUGAACAAUACAAAAAAUCAAAUUUUAAUUUUUUUGGAAAGAUCCCGCCAAAAUCAAGAGUAGACAAAGGUAGUUUGGAGUAUCUUUCUGAAAAUUACUCCCAGUUUUCAUUGGUUUCAAUGGGAUAUCCGCUUCAAUUCUUAAAAACCUCAAUAUGUAAAAACAACAAUAGAAUUCCACAUUUAUUUACAAUCUCGAAAUACGACAGAUCAUUUUCAACUUUUCAAAUAUUAAGAAAUAUUAUAAAAAAUAAUGAUUUAUUUUUGGCAAUGUAUUUUAAUUCAAUAUGUAUAUUAAACAAAUCAGUUUUUAAAGAUGAAAACAAUACAAGUUAUAGUUGUGAAUUUUAUAAAAGAAAUAAAAAGAAACAAAAUAAACUAUGUAAAAUAAUAAUACCAGAACCAAACUAUAUUGACAAGCAUUCAGUAAUUUGUUUCGAGGGAAAAGAAAACGAACCUGUAGAUAGAAGAUUUGAAUACUCCUCACAAGAUUUAAAUGAUACAUUGGUUACGUUUAGAAACAAAUAUAGAAACAUGCCAAAUAAAGAAUUUGGAGAAAGAAAUGAUAAAAAAAAUAAAGAUGAUCAAUUAGCUGACAGUAACGACAAUGACAAUUAUUAUACCGAAAUUAAAAAAUGGCCCAUUCAAGUUAGAAUACCAUCACUAAAAAACAUUCUAUAUGGUGUAGUUAGAGAGCUCAUUUUAAUGGAUAAAAACUAUUUAGAUAAAUUUUUAAAUAGUUUACCAAUAGAGAUUAUUGAGGGGUUUAUAAAAAGCUGUAAAGAUGAUAAAACCCCUUUGGGAUUUUAUUGUACGAUGGUUUUGAUAGAAAAGGUUUUAAAUAGUAAAGUUUUAAAUAAUAAUGUUCAAUUACCAAGAAUAGAUCAAUUAAUCAAACUGGCAAAUGACCACGACAGUUAUUUUGCAUUUAUGUAUGAAAAAUCAAUAUCACAGGAUAUUUUUCACCUACAGUAUAAUCAAGAUUAUUUAAUUAAUAUUUAUAAUAAUUUGGAUUUAUUUAAAUAUAAAAAAUGGCCUUAUGAUGAUCAAUUUGUUUUAAAGAGUGAGGAAAAUAUGGAUUCUCUAGUUGGUAAACCAUCUGUAGUGUGUAAAGAAAAGUUCAUUGAAUUGUUCAAUAAAGAAUCGCAUAAUAGGUUCAAUGAAUCAUUUAAUUGGAAUAAUACUUUGAUGGUAGGUGGUUUUGUUACAAUGUGUUUGACAGACAGUGUGGAACUAUUCAAAGAAACAGACAUCGAUAUAUACUUUUUUUCAUUGUCAGAGUCUGAAAUGUUGGAAAGAUUAAAUUCAUUCAUUAAUCAUUUAAAAGAAAUUGGUGAUUGGGAUAAUUAUUCAAUGAGCAAAACAAUAGCAGGCUCAAUAGUAUUAUCAAAACAUUAUCCAUACAAACAUAUUAAAUUUCAUCUAGAAAACUAUGUAAAUAAAAAUCAUAUUUUAGUUUGCAGUGAUGUCAACUCCAGUUCAGUAGCUUUUGAUGGGGAGAAUGUUUAUUCUCUAUAUACAUCCAUGGAAUCUUUAAAUUAUAAAUGCAAUUUUCUCAGUAGGUCCUCAUGGAUGUUAAAUGGGGAUAUUAGAUAUCAAGGUAGAUUAGUGAAAUAUUUAAACAGAGGCUAUUCAAUGGUGUCAAGCGACUUAAAGCAUUUAAAAGAUGAUGAAUUUGACCCCCACAAUAAUCAUUCAGGCCUUUCAUUACUAUUAUCUUGCCAAAAAAAUAAUGAAGUUACCCAGUUCAUUAAAUCCUCUAUUUUACCAUUACCUUUUGGUCCAGAAAUUAAUAAAAACAACUUUGAAAAAUUAAUUGGUGAUCAUAUGCUUAUAUCAAGAUAUCAGACUAUUACUGAAGAAUAUUUGGGAAUGAUAAAAAACCAUCCCAAUCAUUACCCUCGAAAUAGAAAGUAUACCUCUUUAUCUUCAAAUAUGUUUCCAUUUUUAAAUGUACAACCACGUUAUUGGUAUAAAAUUCACUUUUCAAAUGGUCAAAUUUAUUUAUUUAGAUAUGCAAAUAUUCAAAUUAGCAAUUUAACAGAUACACCAUCCAAUCAAAAUAAUAGCCUAUCUAUCAAUAAUAAUAAUAAUAAUAAUAAUUGUAGUAAUCCCUAUAUUGAUAAUAUACCAUACGGAAAAGCUCUCGAAACUCAAGAUGUUUUCUUUGUUUCUUUUGUAUGUACAAUUGUAGCGAUGGUGUGUAGCUUGGUAAUUCUUGUCCUUCAACUUAUUAAUAUUAAAGUAUAUUCGAAACAUAAUUUAUAUUUGGUUAAUGCAAUUUCAAAAAUGAUAGCUGUAAUUAUGUUAUGCUUCAACCUAUUCUCUACCCUAUAUCCAGUGCUUAACUUUAGAUCAUCUUUCGACAAAGAGUGUCACAUCUUUGGAAACUGCAUAGACUCCAGUAAUGACUCUUUUAUCGGUGAUGAUAAAAACGCAAGUUUUCAACCCUGGUACUCUUGGUUCUUUAAUUGUAUUUCUAUAUGCUUUGUAUUCUGUGGUAUCAUUUUAUUCUUUAUCAAAAAUAAAAAAGACAAAUAUAAAAAAUAUCAAUUAUUAGUUUAAUAGUCAAAACAAAUCCAAUCAAAAAAUUAACACAAAAAAAAAAAAAAAAAAAAAAAAAUAAUAUCCAACC